Molecule: messenger RNA, 922 nt
Organism: Ornithodoros turicata
Lineage: Eukaryota; Metazoa; Arthropoda; Arachnida; Ixodida; Argasidae
Exons: 9
Coding region: 349-735 (128 amino acids)
Source: RefSeq, a predicted model, not a curated record
GACAGUGACGAAGAUGACGGAUUCCCUGCUGUACCUGACAGCUUCGCAAAAUCUGGUUAUUCUGGGAAAUCUCCAUCCUCAUGCCAGUCCAGGAGGAGUAGCACAGGUUCCAACCAGCGUAGCUGCUCUCCCACACCGUCUUACAGUAAAGAGAUACCUUGUGCCUCUUCACAAGAUGCACGUCGCCCUGGGUCUGCUUUAACUGGUUCUUGCCUCGACACCACUACGCGAUUCCAGGAAUCGUGCACCCAACCUGCCAGGGGGAGCCAGCCAAUUCUACCAAGCUUGCUGGACACCACUAUUUUCAACGAGCCAGAUGAUUCAGCAUCCCAAGCAUCGGAAAUUCACAUGGAAGUUGGGAAUGAUUCUAAUUUUCGUGCCAGGGGAAUGAGCGCACCGACAGGAAAUUCAUCACUUGAGCAGCCACUGCCAGAGUAUGAAUUCCAGCGGCAGGUUUUGAAAAGCCUGAAUAUUCUCCGCAUGAAUCUACAGCAGCAAGGAGACUUGAUCUCAAGCCUUGUCCCACUCCAGGCCUCGUCACCAGCUGCACCUCUAGUUGUGACUGAGCCAUUUCAUUCUGUAGAGCUGCUGGAAAGCUUUCAACACCACUUAACAAAUCAGAAGGAGGAGCAGUUGGUGCUGUUCAUGCUAACAAGACUUUGGCCAAUGCAACAAAUUUUGAAGUUGAGUCAGAAAUUAAAGGGUGGCUACGACAUGCAAAGGACAGGAGACUGAGGCAGAAGACCAGCGGCUGAUGACCCACAGCUUACAUGGCCAGAGAAAGUCCACAUCACGCCAUGAGGUCAAAGGGCAACGAGUAGUGGAACGCCUUCUUUCAUCAUCAGUGCAACCUUCCGCACAGUUAUGGGGAGGAUUGGAACUUUUGUGACUACUGUGAUAUAACUACCGUGUACCUGUCAUG